Adineta ricciae is the source of this 2025-nucleotide messenger RNA. Lineage: Eukaryota; Metazoa; Rotifera; Eurotatoria; Adinetida; Adinetidae. The record is from the annotation of a GenBank genome assembly.
AUGACAACCUUGAAGUUCGUUCCCUACUCAAGUGCAUUCGAUACAGGAUUUUGGCAUGAAUUAACACGUCGAAAACUUGAUAUCUACCGACUUGAUUCAUCCGAUCAAGCGAUAUUUGGUUACUACUCCAAUGAUGCGAAUGAUAAUAUGCCAGUGUUGUUUAAUGUCGAUCACCAAUGUUUCGAUGAAAAGAACCAAAAUUCCUAUCAACAACAACAGUACUCUGUCAACGGAACUCUGAAACUUGUCAAUACAAUCGAAGAGUUCAAAGCGUUCGAUAUUGACAGUGCAUUGAAGGCUGAAAGCACUCUUCUUUGGAACGACUUCAUUCAUGGUCGAGCGUUGGUAGAUCCACAAAAACUCAAUCGAUUCUAUCUUUUAAUCUUUGCGGAUUUGAAAAAGUAUAUUUAUCAUUAUUGGUUCGCAUUUCCAACAUUUCUUGUUCCUACUUCAUUUAAUUUAUUAAAUCAAGUGCAAUCAAUCGGAGAACGGUUUUCUGCCGACGAAAUAACAACAAUAUCGAAUUUGUUGAAUUCUAAUCAAUCCCAUGCGUGUUGUCUUCAUCGUCAACAAUCCGUCAUAAGUUUAAAACAAGCGGUUCAGCAACUCAAUGAUCAACCACAAUCAACGGCAGAAUAUCUUUUCAUUAUAAAUGAUCCAAGUACAGAUCCUGUACAUCCAGGAUGGCCAGUACGAAACCUACUGACAUUACUUUACUAUCAUUUACAAUCUGUAGAAGAGUUGAAUGUUAUCUGUUGGAGAGAAAGAUUUCGUGAUGGUCAACGGUAUGUGAAGCAUUCUUUAUAUCUGCAAUUAAAGCCGGAAUCAAUUCACAAUCUGAAUGAUGCGAUUCCGCCGACGACUGGUUGGGAAAAAAAUGAACGGCAGCGACUUGGUUCUCGUCAAGUUAAUUUAAGUACAUCGAUGAAUCCAAUUCAUUUAGCUGAAACAGCUGUCGGGCUCAAUCUUAAAUUAAUGAAAUGGCGUCUCGCACCUGAGAUUGAUCUAGAAUGUCUAGAGCAGACACGCUGUUUGCUCUUAGGAGCUGGAACACUCGGCUGCAAUGUAGCGCGAUGUUUAAUGGGCUGGGGUGUUAAACACAUAACAUUCGUUGAUAAUAGUCGAAUAUCGUAUUCAAAUCCUGUUCGGCAAACUUUAUUUACGUUUCAAGAUUCAUGUGACAAUAAACCAAAAGCACAAGCAGCGGCUGAUGCAUUGAAAAUCAUCUACCCUGGCAUUAAAUCUAUGGGAUACGAUUUGACAAUUCCUAUGCCUGGUCAUGCCGUUGGGGAUUCAACGAUGGAGAAAGUCAAGGAUGAUGUGAAACUCUUACAAGAUUUAAUUCGUCAACAUGAUGUGAUAUUCCUGUUAACUGAUUCACGUGAGUCACGCUGGUUACCGACAGUAAUCGCAUCCGCAGAACAAAAGAUUGUCAUGUGCUGUGCGGUUGGCUUCGAUUCCUAUGUAAUCAUUCGUCAUGGUGUUCCUACGACAGAAUCGAACGCAUCCUCAACGAGAUAUAAAAAUAUCCUAUCUGGUGAUAAACUCGGCUGCUAUUUUUGUAAUGACGUUGUAGCCCCUGGUGAUAGUUCAGUUGAUCGGACACUCGAUCAACAAUGUACAGUAACUCGACCUGGCAUUUCAAUGAUGGCCAGUGCAUUAUCAGUUGAAUUACUUGUUUCAAUUCUACAACAUCCGCUUCGUGGUCAAUGUCCAGCAUUGAUUCGUGCUGAUCUCGAAGAGUCUGUUCCGGAAGCAGUUUCAUGCCUUGGCAUUGUUCCACAUACUAUACGUGGAUUUCUCGGACGAUAUUCAACAGUUUUACCAACUGGCGAAGCAUUUUCCCAAUGUGUGGCUUGUUCACCAAUAGUUCGUCAAGCAUUUCAAGAGAAUGGUUUUUCAUUUCUAAUGAAAGUUUUUAAUGAGUUGAACUAUUUGGAAGAUUUAACCGGUCUACGCGCUAUGCAAUUAGCUACUGACAUUAGUGAAAUCAUCGAAUUGAGUGAUGAUGAAGAAAUCCAGUAG